UUCAAUGGGGAUGAGAGAGCAGGAGAAAGACUUGGAUAUUGAUCUCUCACUCCAAAUUGAUGCUAAAGAAGAAAAACGAGAAGAAGGCGUAGACGACGAGGAAGAAGAAGAUGAUCAUCGCGUCGACGAUGGUGUUGAAGAAGCAGCAGCAGAAGAAAAAGAGGAUGAGCUAGAACCAAGAGUACAGAAUAACAAGCUAAAAACAACGGAAGCCGGUGCCGGUGAAGAGGAAGACGAUGAUGCCUCAGUAGUCGAAACAUCGUUGCAGGAGAAUAAUAUGAAGACGGAUCAGGAGUUAAGCGUUUUACAAAUGGAGAUGAGCCGGAUGAAGGAAGAAAACAAGGUUUUGAGGAAGGUCGUAGAGCAAACGAUGAAAGGUUAUUACGAUCUUCAAAUGAAAUUUACGGUUAUCCACCAAAGUAACCAAAACAAGGAUCCUCAAACCUUUCUCUCACUUGAUGGUAACGAUCCCAAUGCAACUCAAGGACCCAAGAUGAGUUCCAAGAUGUUAGAUAUCAGCCAUAGAUCUCCAGUACCGUCACCAAAACGUGAUGAAGUUACUGAAGAGAGUCAACUAGGGUUGUCACUGAGGCUACAAACCAGCUCUGCUACUACUGCCACUCAAUUAAGGGGAAGAGAAGAAGAAGAUGAUGAUAAAGAAGAGAUCAAUAACAAGGAAGGAUUGACGAGGACUGCUAGUCUUACAUCAUCAUCAGUGCAACUGCAAAACAAGUUACAGCGGACCGAAUUGGCCGGAAUUACGAGCCACGGUGCCCCUCAUCCCAAUCGGAAAGCUAGGGUUUCGAUUAGGGCAAGAUGUGAAUAUGCCACGAUGAAUGAUGGGUGCCAAUGGAGGAAAUAUGGGCAGAAAAUCGCGAAAGGAAACCCUUGCCCACGAGCCUAUUAUCGUUGCACAGUAGCCGCGGGAUGCCCAGUCAGAAAACAGGUUCAAAGAUGCCAAGAGGACAUGUCCAUACUUAUAACAACUUAUGAAGGAACACACAACCAUCCUCUUCCAGUGGAUGCAACAGCCAUGGCUUCAUCAGCUUCUGCCGCAGCUUCCUGCAUGUUACUAGAUUCAAGUAACCAUCAUUUAGCAGAUGGCACACCCUCUAACUACACUCAAGUAUCCCUCCCUUACUACAAUAGUAAUACCCCUCAUAAUAUGAUGAACCUGAACCCUUCAUCUCACUCCUCGUCAAACUAUCGAAUCAUCAAUCCUCACGACCCUUCCAAAGGACUUGUUCUAGACCUCACAAACAACUUUUACGAUACUAUUACAUCCCAACCCCAAAAUAUUCCCAUGGCCAUGGGUAGCUCCUCAUCAUCUGCAGCACCAGGUUUUAGUAGUAGUUGGAUGAUGAGCAAUACUAGCAGCAGAUCUGCAAACUAUUAUACCAGUAAUAGUCUCACCAACCGUCUUUUGGCUAACGGCAGUAGAUCAUCCGGCAUGGCGCUAGCGGACGAUCAGAAAGGUAACUGGAGAUCAGGGGAAGAAAAUAUGUCGUUAUUGGCUGAAAAUGUAAGUGCCAUUGCUUCAGACCCUAAAUUUAGGGUUGCUGUUGCAGCUGCUAUCACAUCCCUCAUUAAUAAAGACAACCAUGCAACAACUAGUCAUCCUGCGCCGACUGCUUUUGCCCCAAGAGAUCAUGAAGACAACAAUGGUAGCGCAUCUACUAGCAACAAUUGGGCCGUUGAUCAACAAUCUCUCUCAUCCAAUGGUAAGCUCAUUCGCAAAAACACCUUAGAAUAAUUAUCUUCUUAAUGUUUUCUCCCUUUUUUUCUUCUUCUUUUAAAUAGUGUAUGUAAUAUUUCUUACUUAAUAAUCCAUUUGU
This is a messenger RNA of Malus domestica (apple), 1835 nucleotides long. Its product is annotated as probable WRKY transcription factor 9. NCBI's taxonomy places the organism in Eukaryota, Viridiplantae, Streptophyta, Magnoliopsida, Rosales, Rosaceae. Gene Ontology annotation, molecular function: DNA-binding transcription factor activity; sequence-specific DNA binding. The record is from RefSeq and is a predicted model, not a curated record. Gene Ontology annotation, biological process: regulation of DNA-templated transcription.